Messenger RNA from Seminavis robusta, 1749 nucleotides. Lineage: Eukaryota; Bacillariophyta; Bacillariophyceae; Naviculales; Naviculaceae. The record is from the annotation of a GenBank genome assembly.
AUGGAUGAUUGGGACGACUUUGUAGCCUCGCUGGACGAUUUUGAGGAGGAAGAUGACGUGGGGUAUGAACAACUGGAGCAAGAAGGUCCACCGGUGCCACCCUUGGAAUUCCCCACUCCUGUGGUCUUUCAAGCUCAAGUAGCCAGUGUCAAGGCGCUGGAUCAUCGCAAUGGCAAUGUUCGCUGGUUGGACAAUGUCCUCAUGCGCAGUAGUUUUAGUUCUGGCAACUACAACAACAGGACACUACCCAAGGCCUUUUUGGUUCGAAAAAAGAUAUCCAAGACAACCUAUGGCUCAGUCCGUGUGGCAGUGGUGCUCCGCAAGCGAGACGACGAUGAAGACGAUGACAACAACAGCAUGGAUAAUGAUAAUGACACCAAGUGGAUCAGUACCGAAGAGCUGGUCGCUAUCAAGAUUAGUGCCUGGAAUAAGAUACGGCAAUUGAGAGGACAACAGCAUCAUGUGGGGGAUCCCCUUCGUGAAGUAGCAGCACUCCAGUACGUGGGAAACUACAAUCCUCACGUGGUGGGAUGCAUAGAAACACUGCAAGAUGACAAGAAUCUGUACACCAUCAUGCCCUAUCAUCAUGGUAGCAACUUGCAUGGGAGGUUGUUUGCUGACCCAGAGAGCACCACCAAUAGUAGCAGUAAUAGAAGCAGUAAGCAGCGACAACAACGAAAACCCAACGAAGACGAAGCUAGAAAGAUUUUUCGACAGCUACUCAAGGGCUUACAGCAUUUGCAGCGCAAAGGCGUCUUUCAUCGAGACAUCUCAUUGGACAAUCUACUCAUUUCCAAGUCCAACCAACUACGUAUUGUUGAUCUAAGCAUGAGUUUGCGUGUGCCCUACUCGGAUCCAUGCAAUGAAUGGAAUGUCACGGAUGUCUCGGAAGGCACCAUUCGUCGGUUGCUCAAGCCUCAGGGAAAGGCGGGAGGACGACUCAUGUACCUAGCGCCCGAGGUACUGACCGAGACGGAACCAGUGGAUGGAUUCGCCGUCGACCUGUGGGCUGCUGGUGUGAUCCUCUUUGUUUUGUGCGUGGGGCUAGCACCCUUCAAGUUUGCCGAACCACGGGAAAAGCGAUAUGCCAAGAUCUCAUCCGGUGGCUUGAAGAGCCUGAUGAAGAGCUUGAGGAUAUCGCUGAGCCCCGAAGCCUGUGACUUGUUGCAAAACAUGCUGUGGGAAGAUCCACGGCAACGAUAUACCCUGACCGAAGUGAUGAAGCAUCCUUGGGUCAUGGCAACAGACAGCAGCAACAAGGAGGACGACAAGAUUCCAGUAGAUCAGCAGCAGCAAGCCGCCGUGGACAACACGCUGUCCAGUGACGCAGCAUCCGUCACAUCUCAGUCUUCGACCGAACCGUCACAGGCAGACGCCAAACCGGAAGACAAAGCGGGCUCUGUUGCCGCUCCUGCAGCAACGGCAGAUGCUCCUACCGCAGAAGCUCGACAAGCCGUUUCCGAACAACGGGAGGCUGUGUCUGCGGUCAAUCUUCGUUUGAAAAGGGCAGUCAACAAUGCGCAACGCAUUGGCCCCAAAAUGAAAGAGGCCAUUUCGAAGAACUUGAGCGGUGGGGCAAUGCUAUCGGCCAUGGCAGUUCUUUCGUCGGCAGAGACUAUACCGGUACCACCUGAUGACGAUCCGGCUCCUGUUCCUCCUCCCAACAACAGUAAUGUUUCUCCUACGAGGAAUCUUUUGCAACGACUCGGCAAAAGGUCAACACAAUCGACAAACACAACCGUAUCAUAG